Manihot esculenta (cassava) is the source of this 1770-nucleotide messenger RNA. Its product is annotated as phosphatidylinositol 4-phosphate 5-kinase 3. The coding region runs from base 258 to 1586 and encodes 442 amino acids. The transcript has 3 exons. The record is from RefSeq and is a predicted model, not a curated record. NCBI's taxonomy places the organism in Eukaryota, Viridiplantae, Streptophyta, Magnoliopsida, Malpighiales, Euphorbiaceae.
ACCAUAAAUACAUACUGAAACGCGCUCCGAAAGACUUUCUAUUCUCUCCUUCAAAAAACAUGGAACUUUCUUUAUAGUUUUUGUGUUUUUUGGAGUGUGCUAAGGUGCCCGGUGCGCCACCUGAGAUAUGUCGACGGUGGGAACAGUUACAUCAACGGUUAUCAGAAUCUCGAGGUACAGGACGGACAACUAGGAGGUUUAAGGUGGGGGAAUUUUAGACGGUGGAGAUUGGAUAUCCUUCGGACCCACGCCUAGAAAUGGACGGCCAAAAAAGUCAAGCCAAGCUCACUAGAAAUCAUUCGUCUCUUCUCCGUUCAUUACCCACUGUCCGAUCGUCCAUCCACAGCCUAACUUCCGUAGCACAGAAGGACCUUAUCAAACCGGAGCUGCAGCAGCUACAGCCGCAAAAGCAAGAAUUAGACUGGAAAAUAGGAGAAGAGAAAAGAAAGCCACACCGGUCAGGUUCAACUCCGAGAAGGACCAGUUCGGUCCGGUUCACACCUGUUCUCACUGUGGUUUCAAUUUCUUUCUUUAGUCUCUUUUCAGUCUCCUUAUUUUUCUUCUUUUAUUUGAGAAGAGAAGAGAUACCCACGUCAGAGAAUCUUUUAUUAGGUCUGAUUUUCAUUGCUAUAAUCCUUUUCUUUGCAAGCAAGAACAAGAACUUAAUCAACCAGAAUUUGACCGUAAUCAAGCAAUUGUGGGAAGAAAACACGAAAAAACUCGGUGUUUCCACUUCAAGAACCAAAUCGAAGCCGGUUCAAUGGUUUAUUGGUGAGUCAAAUGCUGAUAGCAGCAGCAAAAUCGAGAAGGAGAAGAGGAUAAUAAGAGAAGGAGUGGAGUUCUAUAGCAAUGGGGAUUUCUAUGAAGGGGAAUUUCACAAAGGGAAAUGCAAUGGCAGUGGGGUUUAUAACUACUUUGUCAAUGGGAGAUAUGAGGGUGAUUGGAUUGAUGGGAGAUAUGAUGGGUACGGGAUAGAGAGCUGGGCAAGAGGGAGUAGAUAUAAAGGGCAUUAUAGACAAGGUCAAAGGCAUGGAUAUGGGGUUUAUAAGUUUUACACACGGGAUUCUUAUGCUGGCGAAUGGUGCAAUGGCCAGAGCCAUGGUGUUGGCUUGCAGACUUGUUCCGAUGGAAGCUGCUACUUGGGUGAAUUCAAGCGUGGCGUCAAGCAUGGACUUGGGGUUUACCAUUUCAGAAAUGGAGAUAGAUAUGCUGGUGAAUAUUUUGGAGACAAAAUCCAUGGCUUUGGUGUUUAUCACUUUGCCAAUGGCCACUGCUACGAAGGGUCAUGGCAUGAAGGCCGGAAGCAAGGUUAUGGCAUGUAUACUUUCAGAAAUGGUGAUGCAAAAUGUGGUGAAUGGGAUCAUGGCAUCCUUAAGACCCCUAUGCCUCUACUGACUGAUUGUGUCCUCAGAGCUGUUCAGGCUGCUAGAAAAACAGCUGAAAGUGCGAUUGUCCUUCGACGGGUGGAUGAACUAGUUAACACGGCAGUUGAGGCUGCAAAUAGAGCUGCCACUGCUGCUAGAGUUGUUGCUGUAAAAGCUGUUCAAAACCGAAUGGAUGGCAAAUUUUGUGAUACAAAUGUGUAAGAGAUUUCAGCUUUUCUCUGGAAAGUGUAAAUUUUUCUUCUUUUACUAAUUUUUAUGUACUUGGAUGACAGUGGCCCGAUGAGCAAAAGCUCGUCAGAGGUCUGAGAGUGUUUGAGGCCUCAUUUAUCACACUGUAACUUGUAAAUACACCCUUGUAUAUCAAUGGAAGAGGCUACUUUGUCAA